GCCAUCGUGAAACGAAUGGGCAUGUUCAGCCUCAGCGACAGCAUGGCAUACAAAAGGAACCGCCGGCCUCGAAUUCGAUUUGCCAUUUCAGUGUCAUUCACGGUAUUUUAUUUCAUCGCGUACCAGGUUCCAUAGUCCCACGAGAAAGAAGGAAAGGAUGUCGCGAGUGUUUCAAAUCACGAAGCCCGUCUUCAAGUAUGAUUAUCAGAUAAUCCCACAGGGCGAGGAGACCCUCUACAAGGUCAAGAACUCGCCGUUCCCCCGGGGUGGCACUCCGGAUCUCGCGCUACUCGACGGCCCCGACAAGACCGCGCCUGUUCUCGUCGUGUGCCACAUGCCAAAGUUCUCACGGCAUUUCAAGAUUGGAUUCGGCGAUCCCGCAGACCCCGAUACUAUUAUCUGGGAAGACUUCAUCAAGCCCAAGAUAGGCGGUUGUGAGCGCAGGAUUUCCGUCUCUUUCGCAAGCGAUGGGACCAUUUGCGAGACGGGCCAAGGCCAGCGCGAAGAGUUCAUUUGGAAACGCACCCACCACGUCGGCGUUGAUGGCAAAAAGCUUCACCACUCGCGGCUGCGAAAUCGAAAGCUCAUUGAUGAACGGGGCGAGGUUGUCGCCAUAUUUACAUUCGACAAAACGGGAUGGCUUCAGAUCAAUGUCGACAGGGGGCGCGACUUCGAUGUCAUGGUCAUGAUGACACUACUGUCGAUCAUAGAGUGGAUGAGGCGGCAGUAGGCGGCAAGCGGACACCCUGGUUCCGCUGCGUAUUUUCGACACCAUUUAUGGAGCGUAUUUGGCUUUCUGUGCUUACCUAUAUAUCCACGUUUGCGCGGCGCAUUGACAUUGAAGCUUUGAAUCCUGGAAUUGUUUUCUUGGUCGUUUCUCUUCGCUAGUGUUGUGUUGAAGCUUCGAGUAUGGGCAAUCAUACCCUACAGAUAGGUACAUAUGUGGCGAUAGCUUCAAC
Trichoderma harzianum CBS 226.95 is the source of this 959-nucleotide messenger RNA. RefSeq lists its product as hypothetical. The transcript has a single exon. Bases 158 to 730 code for a protein of 190 amino acids. NCBI's taxonomy places the organism in Eukaryota, Fungi, Ascomycota, Sordariomycetes, Hypocreales, Hypocreaceae. The record is from RefSeq and is a predicted model, not a curated record.